Molecule: messenger RNA, 741 nt
Organism: Cydia fagiglandana
Lineage: Eukaryota; Metazoa; Arthropoda; Insecta; Lepidoptera; Tortricidae
Exons: 2
Coding region: 1-732 (243 amino acids)
Source: RefSeq, a predicted model, not a curated record
AUGUCUUUUCAAUGGACAAACGACAAUGUCUUUAAACUGAUAGAAAUGUACGAAAAGAGAGAACUACUAUGGAACACCAUGUUAGAGGAAUACAAAGACCGUAAUAAAAAACAUGUUGCCUGGACUGAAAUAGCUAAUGCUUUCGAAGUGGAAAAAUACGUUGUCGCAAAAAAGAUGAAAUCUCUUAUCGGACAAUUUCAACGGGAAUUAAAGAAGGAUGAAACCUCUAGCUGGUUCGCUUUUAAGAAAAUGAUGUUUAUAAGAAAUCGACCAUAUAAACCAGCAAGUACUCGUGAUAGCGAUGUAAAGAACAGCCACAACGAUGAACUCUCCGAGCCUUACCACGUAGAAAAUUUCCACAUAGCCGCCCCCAUCCAAAUGCAUUACGAAUCUACAGACACAACAGCAAACUUAUCAACCAACUCAAGGAAAAGAACCAAUUCGUAUGACGAUAAAUCUGAUGACCCUAUGGGAUAUGGAUUUGCUAAGCAAUAUCGGCCAAGUUCAAAAUCUGGUCACGACGAAUUUGAAAUUUACGGGCAAUAUGUUGCUUCGGAACUAAGAGAGACUAAAGAUCUGCACUCUGUCCUAAUAGCGAAACGUUAUAUAAACGAUAUAUUAUUCAAUGCACGUAUAGGAAAAUACCGUAAAGAUUCUGCUAGUAAUAAUAGCAAGAGUAAAGUUAUUAAAAUUGAACAGGAACAUGAUUCAGAUGUGUAUGAUGAUGAAUAAAAUUACAUU